Messenger RNA from Ilex paraguariensis (yerba mate), 342 nucleotides. The record is from the annotation of a GenBank genome assembly. NCBI's taxonomy places the organism in Eukaryota, Viridiplantae, Streptophyta, Magnoliopsida, Aquifoliales, Aquifoliaceae.
AUGGAGGAGAGUAUUCGCACUUUGAAAGAGAAUUCUGACCGACAAGCUGCUGAUAUGAAGAGCCUUACUGACCGCCAUGUCGCAGACAAGAAAGACUUGAACCAAUUGGUUACUGCAAUCAACAUCAGGUAUGAGCAGCUGGUUACCCACCUUUUGCCGAUCAAUGAGCAAGGGCAAGAGGAGACAUCUCGUGUUUCGGAGACUCCACUAAGAGGGCAACAGAGUUCUGUCCAAGAAGCAAUUCAGACUAGAUAUGCCCGUCUGGAUUUUCCCCCAUUUCGAUGGUACAAACUGAAGCAGAAAAUCCUGGAUUAUAAAGGCUAUUGGCUCGGUUUGAUCUAG